AUGACAGAAAGUGAUAUUAUUUAUGAUGAAAAUACUAAAGUCAGAGCCGUAGUUUCUUCAUUUUGUAAUAAGAAUGGUUUGAAUAUAAAAAGUUAUUCUUGGGUAGUUAAAAAAGCUUUAGGUAUCAUAAUAUUAGUACAUGGGUUAGGUUCUCAUAUAAGAUUUGGUUUUUUAAAACAAAAUGCAAAUAUUAUAAGUAAUGAUCAUGCAGUUUUAAUUGAUGGAGAUAAUUAUUAUAUUUAUGAAGGUAGUUGGAUUGAGAAAUUGAAUAAAAAUGGUUAUUCUGUAUAUGGUUUGGACUUACAAGGACAUGGCGAAUCUGAUGGAUAUCAGAAUUUAAAACUACAUAUUAAUCAUUAUGAUGAUUAUAUACAUGACGUUAUAGAAUACAUUGAAAGAGUGUAUCAAUCAAAUAUUUCGAAAAAUGAAAAAAAAAUGUAUAUAACAGAUAAUGGUAAUAUAGAAAAAAAUCCUAUAUAUUUAGUAGGUUAUUCAAUGGGAGCAAAUAUAAUUUUAAGAGCCUUACAAUUAUUAAAUAAAUCUAAUGAUAAUCUUAUUACUAAAUUAAAUAUAAAAGCAUUUAUAUCUUUAGCUGGAAUGAUAUCUAUUAAGCAUAUUGGAUCCAUUGAUUCAUACAAAUAUAAAUAUAUCUUUUUACCAGUAAUAAAAAUGUUAUCUUAUAUAUGUCCAAAUUAUAGAUUACGUAACAAAAAUAGAGGUUUCAAAAGAUUUCCAUAUAUUAAUGAUCUGAUAUAUUUUGAUGAAUUAAGAUAUAAAAAAGGUGUGACAAAUAAACUUGCAUAUGAAGUAAUAAAAUCAGUGUAUAUCUUAAAAAAAUAUAUAAAUGAUAUACCUAAAAAUAUUCCUAUAUUAUUUAUACAUUCAAGAGAAGAUUCGGUUUGUGCAUAUGAAGAAGCUUUAUCAUUUUUUAAUAAUUUAUAUAAUACUAAUAAAGAAAUUUAUACAUUAGAAAAUAUGGAUCAUGUGGUGACAUUAGAGCCUGGAAAUGAAAAAGCUCUAAAUAAAAUGUUGUCUUGGAUAAAAAAAUAUGAAUGA
This is a messenger RNA of Plasmodium gaboni, 1056 nucleotides long. RefSeq names its product putative lysophospholipase. Gene Ontology annotation, cellular component: membrane. The transcript has a single exon. Bases 1 to 1056 code for a protein of 351 amino acids. The record is from RefSeq and is a predicted model, not a curated record. Gene Ontology annotation, molecular function: lipase activity. Lineage: Eukaryota; Apicomplexa; Aconoidasida; Haemosporida; Plasmodiidae.